AUGAAUGACAACAAAUCCAGAUUCUUCCCCUCUCUCUAUGACCAGUCCAACGCAUGCGGGGAUAUUUGGACCUCCAUUUUGCAGGACCAUAAUCAUUGCAAUUCACAGCAGAAGCAGCAGCAGCCCGUUAGAGACACGGAGCGGUGGCCUGACACGGGCAUCCUACUGGUGAACAACUACCAACUUCUGGAGGUGUUUAGUCCUCCGACCGGUAUCCAUGUGGCCAGGAGGAGCGAAUUGGACGAAGUCAACGAGCUGGCUAUCCUGAUGAUGGAGUUGGAGCUGGGAGAGCCUUUAGAUCACGGGAGAUCAUUGGAAUACCACAACCUCAAUACCUCCAUCGCUACCAGAGACUUCUGGGUAAUCACAGUCAUCCUGGAUGUGGAUAACUCAUCUCUGGAAAGCCAGUACCAGAGCUUUGCCAGUCUCAUGGAGCAGCGCCUGGCUGAGCUGUUUGUGGUUGCUCGCCAGCAGGGCACUCGCUUCCAGGAGAGCCACCACUGUGGACAGCUACACUGUCCAGGUGUCAUUGGCACCAUGGUGAGGAUCCGUCGACUGAUGGGUCAGAAGAACCCAGCAGAGAUGACCUACUACGUUCAGCUGAACGGUCUUCCCUUAACAGGCACGUCAGCCGCCAAGGUCCUGAACACGCUGGACUCUCAGACCAUGGCCCUCACUGGUUACUUCGUUCAGCUGCAGGCUGAACCCGUGGUGAAGAAUCCUCCAAACAAUCUGUGGAUCAUCGCAGCGGUGCUGGCCCCUAUCGCCGUGGUAACGCUCAUCAUCAUCAUCAUCACCGCCGUGCUCUGCCGGAAGAACAAGAGCGACUUCAAAGCCGACGCCAUGGGCAACCUUAACCCCCGUGUCAAGACGUCAUAUCGGAGGGAUGUUACAGGAUAUUACCACCAGCCUGUCCAGGGGUUUGACUAUGCCAAGCAGCACCUGGGCCGCGUGCAGGGUGGGGAGGGAGAGACCCUCCCCGUGACCCAGGACACCCUGGUGCUGUCCCUGCCCAUCCGGGAAGCCCCCCUCUCCCUCUCCCUGGAGAAGUCCCUGCACCAGGACGGCACCGCCAACAAGAAGACCCUCAACUCGGACAUACGCAAGAGCAGGUUGCCGAGCGAGGACGGUUCCGUCAUCAGCAACGAAUCAGAGAAGCUCAACUCUGGUCGGGGCUCGGCGGCUCAGAAAGUCACAGCACAGCAGAAAUUGACAAAGGAGGAGACACGCAAGAAGAACGAUCCCUACGACACCUCGUUUGGUUCCCUGCAGCUUAUUUCCAUAAAGCCCAUGACUGCUCCGCCCACCUAUUCACACCCCGCCUCCUCUGACCGCAGCCAAGACUCAGCCAUCCUCAAUGGAAAUGGAGAGGUGAACCUAGCUCUGAAGCAGAAGUCCGACAUAGAGCACUACAGGAACAAGCUGAGGCUGAAGGCUAAGAGGAAAGGAUACUAUGACUUCCCCUCAGCGGACGGCAGCGGGAGGGGUAGUAGGGCGCUGGCACAGAGGCAGAGACACGGACAUGAGAGGGCACCUGGAGAGCAUGGCCCACCACUGGAGCCUGAUGAAGACCGAGCAUCCACCUACGUCAAGUCCAGCAGGAGACACUCUCAGGUGAGGCAGCGGACCUAUCGGAGCAGGCAGAGCCUGAACAGCCCGAGUACCGGAGGAACAGAGAUGGACCUGCUGGUUAUGAGGGAGAGACCCAGGAGAGGCAUCAGGAACAGCGGCUAUGACACUGAACCGGAGCUGAUUGAGGAGACCAACGUGGAUCGUCUGAUUGGCCCGCGGGGGGGUUAUGUCUGCCCCAGAGGGGUCAAAGGUCACUCAGAGACCUCCACGUUGAGCUCCCAGCCGUCCAUCGACGAGGUACGCCAACAGAUGCACCUGCUCUUGGAGGAGGCCUUCAGCCUGGCCUCAGGGGGACACUCCUCCACAGCCGGACGCCACCACCACUCCCAUCAUCCCCACCCCCACCACGGUUACCACCACGGCCACUACAGCCCCGGACCUCCACCCCUGCCCUACUCUGAUGUGGUGACCAGUGCCCCGGGAACCAUGAGCCGUGGCCGGGGAGGAGGGCUGCAGUGGGUGCCGGCGUACGGAGCAGACAUGUAUCAGUGCAGCCUCCCCAAACCUGCCUUUAGGUUCAACCAGCUUCCUGACAUGGUUAUGACCUCUCCUCCACCCCCUAUUCCCCCUCGCACCGGCCCCCCUCCAGGGACCUCUCUAAGACGCUCGUCGCCUGACCUGGGGUCCACGGCCAGGAUCUCAGAGUCUGGGACCUACAUGACGGACAUGCAGACCCAGCAUAAUGACAGCAGCGCCCCCUAUGUCUCUCUCUCUAGAGCAGCACUCCCCUCAGUCCCCCUCUCCAGAGCAGCACUCCCCUCAGUCCCCCUCUCCAGAGCAGCACUCCCCUCAGUCCCCGUCUCCAGAGCAGCACUCCCCUCAGUCCCCCUCUCCAGAGCAGCACUCCCCUCAGUUCCCCUCUCCAGAGCAGCACUCCCCUCAGUCCCCCUCUCCAGAGCAGCACUCCCCUCAGUCCCCCUCUCCAGAGCAGCACUCCCCUCAGUCCCCCUCUCCAGAGCAGCACUCCCCUCAGUCCCCCUCUCCAGAGCAGCACUCCCCUCAGUCACAGCAGAACAGCCGGUGUUCACCUACUCAGGAAACCCCAUCACAGCGGUGUACGCCAUCCCAGCCUCGCGGUCGGGUUACUCUGAGUACUUUGCCUCCACGCCCCCGUCCUCCUACCACAGCCCAUCCUGGAUGUCCUACCCCCCCGAGCCUGAGGACGUGCCCCCCCAGUGGGCUGACUCUGUGGCUCUCCCGGGGUACGUGGAGGCCUUCCCUCAUCCCCGCUACCCUCAAGGCAGCUCCCCCAGACUCCCCCUACACUACGGCCAGGCCAUGGAGCCACCCCCCACCCCGACCACCGCCGCGUCCCAGCAGAGCCUGCCCGAUGUGGGGGAGCCCAGAGACAGAGUCCCCCUGAGCAGUCUCUCCACAUCCGCCCUGGUCCAGGCCAUCCGCCAGGAGGUGGCAAAGCUGGCCAAGAAGCAGACAGACAUGUUUGAGUUCCAGGUGUAAUCCCUCUAGUGGCUGGGAGGUGGAAUUGCAGCACUCUCUUUUCUGAACAUACUAUAACACUAGAGACAAAACAAACUCUCAAACUCAACUUUUUUGACAUUUGUAUAUUAAGACUGAUAAAAGCCUCUUUCUUUCUAUUUCUCUCUCUCCCACCUCUCUCAAAGUGGGAAAAUCCCACGUUUCUCUGAUGUGUUUCAUCACCAUGCUGUUAUUUUGGAGUUACUGAAGAGUGAAAGUGUUCUAUCUCAAACUGUCAGUCAUCUCUUCUUAACGAUGUCUCUAUAGUUACAUUACCUGUUCCUUUACAUUGUACAUAUGUCAUCCCCACAUCUAAAGACCUGUAAUAAUGAAAGAUGAGUGUUUCACUAACCAGGACAGUAACCUUAGCAACCCACAGACGAGUAUGUCAUGACAUCAAUAGAACAAUUGAUGAGGCAGAGAGAGUCGUCACAUGUUCAUGCACAAAGGUCCAACCACUUCAGAACAUCAGAAUGAAGUGAUAACGAGCCAAGGGUUUUAGGAGGAUAUAUUGGCACGGUUGUUGUUAGG
Molecule: messenger RNA, 3639 nt
Organism: Oncorhynchus nerka (sockeye salmon)
Lineage: Eukaryota; Metazoa; Chordata; Actinopteri; Salmoniformes; Salmonidae
Product: UPF0606 protein KIAA1549L-like
Source: RefSeq, a predicted model, not a curated record